AUGGGCACAAGAAGUUUGCUCUGCAAGAGCACGGCCUGCAAGGCCGUGGCGCCCUACACGCGCUGUACGUGGAAGGGCAGAGUGCAGCUUUGCAUUUUGUCCAACGUAGUGAACGUCUCGGAGGGCAACAAGCACGUGUCGCCGCUGCGCCCAACUCGACGCGCUCAUCUCACCGAGAAAAUGAAGGCGUUUGCGCGCGACAUGUGCGCCUACAACCACAAGCCUAUGAAUAUGUACAAUGGAAUCGUCAUACGCUUCCAGGUUGGAGAGGCAACAAUGCCCACAUUGGCGAUGGUACAGCGAUUCGUACAGCACUUCCGCCGCACUAAUCUGGGCGAAAGCGACUUCCACGACGACGUCACCGCUAAAAUGCGGAAAGCAGGUUCGUUACGCGAGGUGUCACCAGAGAAGCACUCCAUCGGGUUCCUUACGGGGGCAAUGACGCCGGCUACCAAUACCAAUGUCGUCCACGCCGUGUCCGACCGAAUGGAACGUGUGUACGACCCACAGGACAGGCGCACCAAAGAGGCCCUUCCAGUGACCGCAUGCGUAUCGACACAAAAGGCGCGCAUGGAGACUGCAGGGAUGCCAGGUAGCGGGUGGGAAGUCGAUGUCGACUUGAAGAUAUGCGGCUGCCGCAUAUUCUUCAAGUCGGGCUACUGUAUCCAUCUUAUUCACGCGCUCUCGGUACGGAACCGCCUGGACAUCUUUUGCCGGACUCGACUCGUGUACAGGGGCCGCAAUAAAGCGCGCCGUGCGCAAACUGAGCAGCAAAACACUGGAAGACCUGCAAACAAUGGCAGAGCACUGCAGUUAGAUUAG
Molecule: messenger RNA, 822 nt
Organism: Phytophthora nicotianae INRA-310
Lineage: Eukaryota; Oomycota; Peronosporomycetes; Peronosporales; Peronosporaceae
Exons: 2
Coding region: 1-822 (273 amino acids)
Molecular function (GO): zinc ion binding
Source: RefSeq, a predicted model, not a curated record